This is a messenger RNA of Mycotypha africana, 680 nucleotides long. RefSeq lists its product as uncharacterized. The transcript has a single exon. The record is from RefSeq and is a predicted model, not a curated record. Bases 129 to 593 code for a protein of 154 amino acids. Lineage: Eukaryota; Fungi; Mucoromycota; Mucoromycetes; Mucorales; Mycotyphaceae.
CUACAUGUAACUAUGGGAAUGCGGUGGGCGUUCAUCACCAUCAUCAUCAAAGAAAUGGUAGCAGCAGUCGACAACAGCAGCAGCAACAACAACUGCCUCAGUACAAGUCAAGUCAAGCUCCCUAUGAAAUGAUGAUGUCGGGUUCCAGUGGAGACAAGACAAUGUUAAUCUCUUCUCCCGAUUCAGCUAAUAUUCCUUCCAACACCAUAUCCACUACAACUGGCGGCGUCACACCUCCAAGCAGUUUUAACAUGAACAAUAACAGUAAUGGGAUGGCACAUAAUGUCACAACGGCACCUAUCACAGCGCCAAGGAUGACCGCUGCAACCGCUGAUACCAUCAACAACUCAACAACACCAUUAAUUCCUACUACAACAGCUUCAACAGAUACAAAGGUGAUUGAUCCUAUUAUCGACAUUACUGCUACAUCUGCUACUACCAAUAUUACGACACCUGUUACAAAUACUGCUCCGGGUACAGCACUGACAAUCACAACGGCACCUUCUGCUACUGUUGCUCCUACUACUGCUACAGCCGCAAUUAAUCUCGUCUAUAAAGAAAAAGUACAAGCGUUACAUGCAUGUAAAAUAUAAACCUCUAUUGGUAUUUUUCUGAUUCUCAAAAUUCUUAUUGACUUUGACUCUCUUUUUCUCAUUACAUAUACACACAUACACAUACCU